This is a messenger RNA of Zea mays, 2228 nucleotides long. Its product is annotated as 4-coumarate--CoA ligase 1. Lineage: Eukaryota; Viridiplantae; Streptophyta; Magnoliopsida; Poales; Poaceae. The coding region runs from base 132 to 1799 and encodes 555 amino acids. Gene Ontology annotation, molecular function: CoA-ligase activity. The record is from RefSeq and is marked validated. The transcript has 6 exons.
CGAGGUCGCACCGCACCAGCCAUCGUCUCCUUCCUUCCUUCCUAUACUACCAUCCAACCAGCUGCCCAGCGCAACGUUACCUGCCCGACAUCCGACAAGCCAGUCCAUCCGGCAGCGAGCAAAGGUCUGAGAUGGGUUCCGUAGACGCGGCGAUCGCGGUGCCGGUGCCGGCGGCGGAGGAGAAGGCGGUGGAGGAGAAGGCGGUGGUGUUCCGGUCCAAGCUCCCCGACAUCGAGAUCGACAGCAGCAUGGCGCUGCACACCUACUGCUUCGGGAAGAUGGGUGAGGUGGCGGAGCGGGCGUGCCUGGUCGACGGGCUGACGGGCGCGUCGUACACGUACGCGGAGGUGGAGUCCCUGUCCCGGCGCGCCGCGUCGGGGCUGCGCGCCAUGGGGGUGGGCAAGGGCGACGUGGUGAUGAGCCUGCUCCGCAACUGCCCCGAGUUCGCCUUCACCUUCCUGGGCGCCGCCCGCCUGGGCGCCGCCACCACCACGGCCAACCCGUUCUACACCCCGCACGAGGUGCACCGCCAGGCGGAGGCGGCCGGCGCCCGGCUCAUCGUGACCGAGGCCUGCGCCGUGGAGAAGGUGCGGGAGUUCGCGGCGGAGCGGGGCAUCCCCGUGGUCACCGUCGACGGGCGCUUCGACGGCUGCGUGGAGUUCGCCGAGCUGAUCGCGGCCGAGGAGCUGGAGGCCGACGCCGACAUCCACCCCGACGACGUCGUCGCGCUGCCCUACUCCUCCGGCACCACCGGGCUGCCCAAGGGCGUCAUGCUCACCCACCGCAGCCUCAUCACCAGCGUCGCGCAGCAGGUUGAUGGCGAGAACCCGAACCUGUACUUCCGCAAGGACGACGUGGUGCUGUGCCUGCUGCCGCUGUUCCACAUCUACUCGCUGAACUCGGUGCUGCUGGCCGGCCUGCGCGCGGGCUCCACCAUCGUGAUCAUGCGCAAGUUCGACCUGGGCGCGCUGGUGGACCUGGUGCGCAGGUACGUGAUCACCAUCGCGCCCUUCGUGCCGCCCAUCGUGGUGGAGAUCGCCAAGAGCCCCCGCGUGACCGCCGGCGACCUCGCGUCCAUCCGCAUGGUCAUGUCCGGCGCCGCGCCCAUGGGCAAGGAGCUCCAGGACGCCUUCAUGGCCAAGAUUCCCAAUGCCGUGCUCGGGCAGGGGUACGGGAUGACGGAGGCAGGCCCCGUGCUGGCGAUGUGCCUGGCCUUCGCCAAGGAGCCGUACCCGGUCAAGUCCGGGUCGUGCGGCACCGUGGUGCGGAACGCGGAGCUGAAGAUCGUCGACCCCGACACCGGCGCCGCCCUCGGCCGGAACCAGCCCGGCGAGAUCUGCAUCCGCGGGGAGCAGAUCAUGAAAGGUUACCUGAACGACCCCGAGUCGACGAAGAACACCAUCGACAAGGACGGCUGGCUGCACACCGGAGACAUCGGCUACGUGGACGACGACGACGAGAUCUUCAUCGUCGACAGGCUCAAGGAGAUCAUCAAGUACAAGGGCUUCCAGGUGCCGCCGGCGGAGCUGGAGGCGCUCCUCAUCACGCACCCGGAGAUCAAGGACGCCGCCGUCGUAUCAAUGAACGAUGACCUUGCUGGUGAAAUCCCGGUCGCCUUCAUCGUGCGGACCGAAGGUUCUCAAGUCACCGAGGAUGAGAUCAAGCAAUUCGUCGCCAAGGAGGUGGUUUUCUACAAGAAGAUCCACAAGGUCUUCUUCACCGAAUCCAUCCCCAAGAACCCGUCGGGCAAGAUCCUGAGGAAGGACUUGAGAGCCAGGCUCGCCGCCGGUGUUCACUGAGGCCCGUAUGCAGCUUCUUCUCGGACGGCCACCACGCUGCUGCGAAAAAAAAGGCGAUGUAAUGGCGGUAACACUACUAUUCAUGAACUGGCAACAGAAGGGACACGUAUUCCUGUGGAACACAUGUUGCCAGAAAGAGGUUUUAGUUUGUCUGUUUGUUGGCCCUGUGUGUAAUGUUCAUAAACGAUAUAGACGUCGUCUCUAUGUUGUUUUUGACCCAAAGAACAAGCCUGAUUACGGCAAUACAGCUACGGAGUACCGUGUUUCAUAUGCCUAGAUGUUUGUCAUAAGUUAUUAUAGCCGGAGAUGGCGAUGGGCCUCGAUCUCUCCUUCACUAGGACUAGUUUGGCAACGAGGAGAGAAAAAUCCCUUGAAAAUUAAUCUAGGAGGGGAUUUUAGAUGCCACCUUAUUUCCCCCCUCUUCGGUGU